Orbilia oligospora ATCC 24927 is the source of this 744-nucleotide messenger RNA. RefSeq lists its product as uncharacterized. The record is from RefSeq and is a predicted model, not a curated record. NCBI's taxonomy places the organism in Eukaryota, Fungi, Ascomycota, Orbiliomycetes, Orbiliales, Orbiliaceae. The transcript has a single exon. Bases 1 to 744 code for a protein of 247 amino acids.
AUGAAAGGACAUACUCAUGCAUUUGACUUACGAUUCAUGGAGCAAAUUCUGGAUAUAGCGGGUGCGGCAGGACAUGUGGACCAUAUUUGUGCCAAAAAACUCACAGAACCAGUGUUCCAAGCAUUUAAAAACGUUUACGAUGUUUCCAUCGGUAUUAUUGAGGGUAGAUUAGGGGUUCGCGAAGCAUAUGAUCUAAACCUGACGAAGAGGGUUGAAUUGUUAAUCAAUGUUGGGUGGGAAAAAGGUCGAGAGUUCGAUAUUAGCGAACCUGUUUAUCGGGCCGUAAUGCGAUUACUGUGCACCACGAACUCGUCGGAUAUUGACGGUGCAGAUUUGAUCUACGAUACAUUCUUUGAAGUCCUCGGUGAGGAUUCUCGACGUUUUUUAGUCCAAGGCCUCAACUCCGACGGGUCGUUGGAACGACCAGCCGCUCAGGCUACGUAUAUUCCAGCGGUAUGCUCUGCAACAAUAGGUGCGACGAAAAAUUGUACCAAAUCUGAACAAAAAAAGGCUCUGGCGGCCGUAUUUCGGUAUUUAGCGCGGACAUUACACGUUGAUGUCGAACAAGUCCAGAAAAAACUGCCACCAGGAGUGACCGUAAUCGAGAGGGACAUUCGAAGGACCAUUAUGGAUAUAGUCCAUUCUGACGGCUUCCCAGGUAAUCCGGACAUUUUGGACAAUGUUGACCUACCAAAUGACGAAGUUGCGAAUAUGGCAGUCGGAUACGAGUGGAUAAUUGUAUGA